AUGUUAUACAAAAUGAAUGUAUCAUCCGAUAUAAAAUAUCAAUUUUCGAAAACAAAAAUAUGCAAACAUUUUCUUGAACAGAAGUGUCUUAAUACACAUAAUUGUAAUUAUGCUCAUGUGCUAGGAGAAUUGAGACCUCUUCCUAAUUUAAUGAACACAAAACUAUGCAAAAGCUACAAGAAAAAUAUCCCUUGUACAAACCCUAAUUGUACAUAUGCCCACAAAGUUGAGAACCUACAACCUACGACAGAUAUGUCUACUUAUAAAACAAGUUUAUGUUAUUUUUGGAAGAGAAAAAAAUGUAUGAAUGAGGAAAAGUGUAGAUUCGCCCAUGGAAUUGAAGAAAUAAGACCUUUGAAAGUUCGAACACAAAAGGAUAUACACAUAAAGCAAAAAGAUGAUAAUAAUAACAAUAAUAAUAAUAAUAAUAACAAUAAUAAUAAUAAUAAUAAUUAUAAUAACAAUAAUAAUAAUAAUAAUAGUAGUAGUAGUAGUAGUAAUGUGGAUGGAUUUAAUAAUAAUAAUAAUAACAUUUUUAAUCAAGAAGAUCUAAAUAAUCUUUUCUCACAUUUAUUUCUUAUUGAAAAUUGGUCAUCUCGAAUAAAUAUUAACGACAAAAAUGAAGAAGCACAAAGACAUACAAAUGAUCAAAUUGUAAAAGCCACAUCAACAUCUUGUAAUAUGUUAUUACAAAAUAGUAAGAGCUAUUGUAAUGCAUAUAUAAAUAAUAAAUUGUGUGAUGAAAAUCUUAAUGCAAACUACAAUAAACAAUCAGAUGAUUAUAUAAAAUAUAAUUCAUUAAAAAUAAAUCAUAAUAAUAACAUAGACACAAAUUUAAGAAAUACUCUAAAACAAAAUGAAUAUUGUAAUUUAUUUUCUUCAAACGAAACUUUUUGUGAUAUAUAUGAAGAUAAGUAUAAUGAUACAUAUGUUUCAAAUCAUCAAGACUUCUAUAAAGAUGAGCACCUAAAUAUAUACAACCAUAUUUCUGAUCCCAUAUCUAGUUACAUAUCUUCUGAAGAAACAAUGAACGAUGAAGAGUGUUUUAACGAAUUAUAUAAAUGUAUAAAGGAAGAAAUCACAAAAAAAUAUGAAAAUAUAUAUAUCUAUUAA
Molecule: messenger RNA, 1113 nt
Organism: Plasmodium reichenowi
Lineage: Eukaryota; Apicomplexa; Aconoidasida; Haemosporida; Plasmodiidae
Product: zinc finger C-x8-C-x5-C-x3-H type, putative
Exons: 1
Coding region: 1-1113 (370 amino acids)
Molecular function (GO): metal ion binding; mRNA binding
Source: RefSeq, a predicted model, not a curated record